Molecule: messenger RNA, 3072 nt
Organism: Tetrahymena thermophila SB210
Lineage: Eukaryota; Ciliophora; Oligohymenophorea; Hymenostomatida; Tetrahymenidae
Product: dihydroorotate dehydrogenase
Exons: 1
Biological process (GO): thymine catabolic process; uracil catabolic process
Cellular component (GO): cytoplasm
Molecular function (GO): NADP binding; uracil binding; iron-sulfur cluster binding
Source: RefSeq, a predicted model, not a curated record
AUGUUAUCAAAGGUUUUAAGAAAGGGAAGCAAUGUGCUAUUUAAGUCCAACAACACAAAGGCGCUCAGAAUGUUUGGUGCUUGCAACGUCAACUCCUUGCACAAAUUUGGUGAAGAAAUCGAAUCUAAGGUCAUGAACAUGAUGUAGACCUAAAUUUCUAAACCUACUCUUCGUCCUACUAAAGAAAGAGAGGCCUACUCUGAAGCUCAUGACAAAACCCCUCACUGUAACGGAUGUCAUAAAUGUGGUAGCUGGGAAAGAGAUAUUCCUCUCAUGACCAUUCAAGAAGCUGUCCGUGAAGCUAACCGUUGUUUGAAAUGCAACGAUGCUCCUUGCUAAAAGGGUUGUUCUACUUCCAUAGAUAUUAAGACUUUCAUUUACUGCAUCCAAAAUAAGAACUGGUAUGGAGCUGCUAAAUGCAUUUUGUCUGAUAACCCCCUCGGUUUAACCUGCGGUCAACUCUGCCCAAUCAGCGAGCUUUGUGCAAGAAAUUGCAAUGUCAGCCAUACUGAAUAAGGUGCCAUUAAAAUUAACAGACUCUAAGAACUUGCAGUAAGAAUAUUCAAAGAAAUGGGUGUUAAGCAAAUACGUGACCCUACUAGAAAGAAUCUUCCCAACUCUUACAAGGCUCCCAUUGCCAUUAUUGGUGCUGGACCUGCCUCUUUGAGUUGUGCUACCUUCCUUGGACGUAUGGGUUAUGAAAAUGUCCACAUUUUUGAAAAAGCUAGCCGUGGUGGUGGUAUUACAUCUAAUGAAAUCCCCCAAAACAGAGCUCCUAUCGAAGAAGCCCUUUGGGAAGUAGAAAUGGUUGAAUAGCUUGGAGUUAAGAUUCACUACAACAAGGCUCUUGGAAGAGAUUUCUCACUCGAAGAUCUCAAAUCUCAAGGAUUUGAAUCUGUCUUUUUAGGUAUUGGUCUUUCUGAUCCAAAUACUGGUGUUAAAGGUACUUCAAAAGAAUUCGCUUUAAGCGCUGAAAGAGCUCGUUAGGCCAGUAACUUCCACUAUUCCAAGCACUUCUUGACCUAGGUAGGUUCUGCUAUCAAAAAGGGAGGUAACCAAUAAGAAGAACUUAUCGAUGCUCCCAAACUUGAUGGACAUGUUGUCGUCCUUGGUAUUGGUGAUACUGCUUUAGAUUGUGCAAGAUCUGCCUUCAGACUUGGAGCUAAAAGAGUCACCGUAGCAUUCAGAAGAGGUUUCCAAGAUCUCAGAGCUAACGAUGAAAUCUUCGAACCUGCUAGAUAUGAAGGUAUUAACUUUGUAGCUUAUGCCUCACCAUUAGAAUACGAAUUCGACUCAAAUGGACAAAUAAAAGCUGUAAAAUUUGAUAAGAAUCUUCCCCAAAACAAUGAUAAUGACAACCUUAAAUACAAAAAUACCAACCAAAUAUUCUCACUUCCUUGUGAUCAUGUUGUCCAAUCCUUCGGUUGCGUUCUUCCAGAUGAAUAGUGGGUCUAGAAAUUGAAAAAAUCUGAUACUUUAUUAGACAUUAACACUGACACUCAAUAGACCAAGGCCUACGAAUGGAUGUUUGUAGGUGGUGAUGCCGUAGGAACAAAGAACUUAGUCGAUGCCGUUAAUGAUGGUAAAACAGCUUCUUGGUAUAUGCACAAAUACAUUUAGGAAAAGCAUGGUUAAAAGGUACCUGAAACCCCUGAAUUACCCGGAUUUUACACAGAAAUUGAUGAUGUUGAUAUUUCUACUGAAAUUUGUGGAGUCAAGAUGGAAAAUCCUUUCGGUUUAGCUUCUGCCCCACCCACUACUUCUUAUCCUAUGAUUGCCCGUUCUUUCGAUAUUGGUUAUGACUUUGCAGUUGUAAAGACUGCUGUCUUAGAUAAGGACACUGUAUUCAAUGUUUCUCCUCGUAUCUUCAAAGUACCUGAUCCUCUCAGACAAGAAUGCAGCUAUGGUAAUAUCGAAUUGGUCUCUGAAAAAUCAUUAAAGUACUGGGUUGAAGGUGCUAAGCAAAUUAAAAAGGAUUACCCAAAUAAGGUUUUAAUAGGUUCCUUGAUGGCAGCAUACAAUUAAUAAGAUUGGAUUGACAUUAUGCAUCAAGUUAAAGAUGCUCCUUUCGAUAUGAUCGAAUUGAAUUUAUCUUGUCCUCAUGGUAUGAACGAAAAGGGUAUGGGUCGUGCUUGUGGUGAAGAUCCUGAUAUCGUAAGAGAUAUUACUUCUUGGGUCACCAGCCAAACAAAGAUCCCUAUCAUUGUCAAAAUCACACCAAAUUAUGGUUAAGCAGAAAUCUUAGCUAAGGCUGCUUACGAAGGUGGUGCCAAGGCUGUCACUUUGACAAACACUAUGCCUGGUCUUGUUGAUCCUUAUCCAGAUGGUGAAUCCUUCAAUGGGGUUGGUGUUGAAAAAAAUGUUGCUCCUGGUGGUUCAACUGGUUCUAUUUUAAGACCUUUUGCCAUGAGAAAAUGUGUUGAUGUUGCUAAAUUCGUCCCUGAAAUAGAUAUCUUUGCUUCUGGUGGUAUCAUCUCCGGUGACCAUGGUAUAAACUAUCUCCACUAUGGUGCAAAGGCCCUUCAAAUCUGCUCUGCUGUUCAAAAUUUAGAUGCUGCUACAGUUUUCUAUGAUUUAAAAACAAGUCUUCAAGCCAACAUGUACGCAAACUCAAGCCAAAAACUUAAGAAAAAUGGAUGGAAAGGUUAAUAUCCCCCUUAUCAAUUUGAAAAACUUAAAACACCUACUUCUGUUGAAACUCCCUAGAAAGUACCUAAAAUCCUUGAAAUCGUAGGUGCUAAGCUUGCCAAGGUUUCUCCUAUCGAAAAGAUGUCAAAAGAAAUCAUCCAAGUACCAGAAAUUAGCAAAGACAGCUGCUUAGAAUGUGGUAGAUGCUAUGUUGCAUGCUCUGACUCUGGUUAUCAAGCUAUCUAAUUCGAUGGUUACAAUAAUGUACCUAGAAUUAUUGAAGAAGAUUGCACAGGUUGUGCUAUAUGUGUUGCUUCAUGCCCUGUCGAAAAUGCAAUUAAGAUGGUUCCUAGAAAGCUCCCAUACACUGCUUCUAGAGGUAUUCCCCCUUCUUCUGAUUGCCCUCCUGAAAACUUGAUCACUAUUCCUCCCUACAAAUUCUGA